AAUGUACGUUCGACCCAAUUGAUGCUGAAAGCCGUAUCAACCCAUGCACUGCUUUGCCUGUAGAUGUCAACCCCUUAGUGAUAGGCUGCUAUUUCAUCUUUCCUUAUUUGCCUCCAAGACCCACGAAAAACUAUUGCUGUUUUUAUAUCCCUGUUUUUCGGUCCAAAAGCCACUUGUAGAGUGCACUGGCGCUUAUCCAGGCCACUCCCAGGUUGACUCACCCAUACCCUAUGAUGCGAUCUUUUUUCCUUUGCAAUAAGAGCUUCGUAUGUUGUUUUGCGAUCGACUGCGAAUGGAAGUGGGACUUGAUCUACGUUAAGUCUCUUCUUAGGUGGAAACCUUCCCCAUUUUGGAUCAAAUUCAGCUCUUUCACUGCCCGACGUUAUAAGUGUUUCGCGUAAGGUGCUAUGCCACUUCAUCAUCCCUGGCAAAUAAUGCUGUUUUUCUGCAUGUUUUUUCUCUGUACUCUUCAAAGUUUGAUCUUGUACCUUUGAAUGAACUCACUGAUUGCGCUGAAGGGAAGUUUAUUUGACGAUUUUGGAUUCAAAGACUGGUUUAUCUUAUUUGCAUGUAUGUGGAGCCAAGCAAAGGAAGCUUUCAGGCCUUUUGAACGGGCUUCGGCAAACUUCUGAUAAAGGCGGACAUAAAUCUUAUUAUUUUUGUUGGAGGGUCGAUUUUUUGUUAGAGACUUCUUGUAUUCCAAUGCUGCAGAAUCGUCUAUGGUUUCUUGUGACUUGCUGAUGUUGAACUUCUUGGCAACUUGCGUGACACAUUUCUUAUCCUUAUUCAAACUGUUCAAUACGUCCAUCUUGAAUUGAAAUGUGUACGAUUUUCUCUUCAAUGCACCUCUCCCUCCCUUUCCUUUUUUUGUGAAAAGCUGUUUCCAGUUGGUCAUUCUCACCAUCGCUGGUCCUAUAAUUUUCACGUUGCUCAAUUUCAUCUCUCUUCUUCAGCUUCCUUACGCGAUUUGCUUUCAAAGUUACUUCGUUGUGGUGCCAUGUGAUCAAAUCCAAAGGUCUUGCCUUCUUCUUCUGCAAAAAUUCUUUUCGGUUUAUCAAAAUCGUUAUGGUGCCAUGUGACAUGCAUGCAAAAUCCUUGUUGAUUUUAAGACAUUUUUCGCAGAAGUUACAUUUGAUUUUAGAGCCGUUCUCUUCUGUUUUACUCGGCGACAUUGGUAACCAUUGCCCUCGGUGAAGAACUUGUUUUGUGAAACCAAGCGAAAUUAACGUUUUUUGUUUCUUUUCUGCGAUACUUUCACUUCAUGGAAGCACAUUAAGAAACGUAGGAGUGUUAGGAUUUCCAAACAAAACUUGCUUUGGAGGGGUCUUCACAACAAAUUAGACUUGUCUAUGUUUCUACUGUUAAAAAAUUAUGCUAUGUUAUGAAAUGUUCGUGACCUUUUUUAUCACGUAAAGAGAUUCGCUUCCGUUCUGAUGCUGUAUUUAGUGGGAAGUAUCUUUUUAUUCCUUGUGUCUUAAGUUCUAGGCCAAAAGGGCAAUCAUGUUCUUGGAUUUUACAAAAAAUCGAUGUUCUCAGUUUUAUCACGACUUAAUAGUUUCUUAAUUUUUUUACUGUGAGUAGUGAAGUUUCUUAAUUUUUUCUGACUGUCCAGUACUCGUUUCUUGUUGCCAGUUUCUAAUAAAAAAAAUAAGUGCAAACAUAGUUUCUACACAAUACACAAAUUCAGAUUUUUUCCCACUAAUAAGUCAGAUAUUGAAGGGCCAAGCUACAUAUUUGCCGCUGCUAUCAAAUGACGUUUUUUGGGUCGUAUUGUUUUUUCAAAAUUGUUUUCUAUUAUUAUUUGGUAUUUUUGUUAUCUUUCUUGGUUUCUCUAUGAAUUCCAUGGUUGCCAGAAAUGUGGUCGACUUAGCCAACAACUUGACCAGUCUUUGUGAAUGAUUUAAAGAAAGGAGAUGGAAUCACUAGACCAAGGCCAUCAUAUUUCCAGCUAUUUACCCUUGAAACGUCGAACAAAUUUUAGAGGAAUCGUCCACUGCAAGCGCGCCCUAUCGUUGGUGAUUAGCUCAUUGGCCUCUGCGGCUCCGGAUGAAUACAACCUUUUUCCUUGUGGUUCUUUCCUCGUACAAAAUCCUUCCAAUCCGCGGAUUCUGCGAAGAAACAAGGCAAAUAAACCGAAUUUCCGACCACGAGACCUUACGCAAUGUAGUUUAAGCUUUUAUUUUUAUUCCAGUGACAAUGGUGUGGUUUGUGUGGAAACCCGCAAGAGUCAUUGAGGUCAAGGCAUGUGGCCUUCUGCGCUGGCAUGUAGUCGUGGAAUAUGAUGUUUUUGUUUGAUUUGUGAAAUGAUUUGGUGCUUUCCGUGAUAUUUGGUUUGUUUUAUUCGAAUAUUCGUUUCAGAGUAAGCUAUAUUUCAGAUUGCAGUUGAAGCAAUUUGCUACUGUCUCUUUAACGGAAAACAGAUGUGAUUAACAAUUGUUAUUAGCUCCGAACCUGGAAAGCUGCCUUUUUAAGCUUGACCGUCUGGGUUUGGCUUGAAAAUUGCGAAGGUAGUCGUAUCUUGUAAAUGACUGACUAUGGAAAUCUUAAUUCUUGGAAAGAACAAAGGAAAUCACUUCAUUAUAGAAGGGUAAAGACAGUCGUUUCGUCGAUUUAUGGAUGAAAGAAGACAAACAUUGCCUAAUCCGUAAAUUUUCGAGGCGGUGGAACAUUUCUAUUGAUGAUAGGACACCACAGAGGCUCAAUACUUUUGGAAAUGUGCAAACCGAAUUGAGGGAAAUCUAGUAAAGUUCUGUAGCAGUUUCUUCAAGGUUAUUAAGAAAGUUGAAGUGCAUUGAAUGGUAAGUUGGUUGUGGUGUUUUGGAGCAAGAGUUUGGGAAGCCGCAGAACAGCGUGCUUGCUCUAGGAAAAUAUUAAUCUUCUUCAGAGUUGAGCUAUCAAAGAAUGCAGACAAACUCAUGUACUCCUUUUAUCAGUACAUGCUAAUAUGAGUGGGGUCAAAGUGAAACUUGAGCCCCUUGAUUAUGAAAGCUCCCAGUGUACCGUCGUACCUUACAACAAUCCUGCAAAAGAGGCACAGAAGCUAAGUCCUGGAUCACGCCAUUUAAACGCCAACGCAAAUCAAGGUAGAAGAAGCGAACUUGAAAAUUCUAACACAAAUUAUGGACUUUGUCAACAAACUGAACAUUAUUUGCAGCGAUCUUCGGUGAGUGACGAGAUGCCCACGCUAAUUCCAAUUCGUAGCUCUCGUGGUUUGACUAACGGUACGAUCUCGGGUCCGCAAUAUAAACCCGUAACUGGAACGCAGAAACAGCUAACGAACUCUCGUCGUGCAGUUUCGGAUUCUGGUGGAAAUAUAUUUUGCGGAACGGCUGCCCAUGCCGAAGUAUUCGUUGAAUCAAACAGUUCAAUAUCAGUAUCUGAAAUUAAUCGCAAGCUGAAUAUUCUUUUAGCAAAUCAGAACAAAAUUAUGUCACAAAAUGAUCGUAUUUUGAGUCAACUCAGUGCAACAGUAUGUUCCAAUCAACAGCGCGGUUUGUCAGAAGAUGAGCUAUUUUCGUGCAAAGAAAGGGAAGGUAAUGUAAAUAAAGGAGCUGAAUCAAGUGAAGAAAGAGCAGAUAUAAGAGCUGCACGCGUUGAAGCAUCACAUAGAAUGUAUAACAGCGCAAAAGGUGGCAGUAAUUAUCACUCGCGUCCAGCCUCUUAUUCAGACCAAAACCACUUCAACACAAAUUGUGAACUGGACUUAGGCCCACCUCCUAGAAAGUCUCGUAUUGUUUCUGCUACCGAUGGCAGAUCUACCGGCGGCUCACACAGGUCCACGCCCAGGUCACCAUCACGUGAUUUCACGGUUGGUUCAUCAGUUGUAUCUAUGAACUCUUUUCAGGGCAACCAUGCAGGCGCCCAAAUGGUAUCGACUAACAGUGUCCUGCCCUUAUACGCAAAUCAGUGUAAUAUGGCUGUAUAUGUCGUGAGGGGAGGUGACGAACCUAGCCAGAUGACUGUUUUACCAGUUCAAUGCAACCAAAAUAAAUCAGGAUUGUCACAAUCAAACAAGAGCAAUUCGAUACUGUCUGCACAACCAGCAUUGCUGUAUAAUGAAUCAACUCGUCAAUACGAGCCAUCGUAUGUCACUGGCAUAGCACAUCCGGGUCCCGGCAACACUCAACCUGAUCUUGCAUCAGCAUCUCGCGAGGGAAACCCCUCUAACUCAUUGCGGAACACCUCAGAAAGGUCACCUAGCUAUCCUGUAGGAAACAUUCCAAAUGAUUCUAACGUCCACCCCAAUAUAACAAACGUUAUCAGCUUGAGAAAAGGGUCUGUAGAGUCAGCAUCAACAAAUGGAGAAAGGUGUCAAAAUGUCGCUGAAAGCCACCUAGAGGCAGUGGUCUCGUCUGCAGCACAAAUGUCUUCUCCUCCCUCUCCAAUCAUCAUCGAGGAAGACAUAAAACCAAUGGCCUUGCCCUCGCAAGAAGAGCUGCUGCAUUCGCAGUUACGGAGUUUCUCGAUGCGAAAUUACGCUGUCCAGCUUAUGCGUGCAUUGUUUCGGCCACACGAACUGAUGCAUCGAUCGGUUUAUGAGAAUAGCGAGAGAAAAGGCUUGGACAAAAAACGUUUGCAACAGAUAAAGGAGUACGUUUUUCAGAUCUAUCCAACUCCAAAUAAGGAAAAGAGCCUUGCUUGGAUUGAAUGCAUUUCUGCAAUGAACGAGGCUAUUAGAGCUAUGAAGUGAGUUUUCAAAUUUACAAAAACUCAAUAAUAUAAAGAGGUUGUAAACUUGUUGACUUUGUCAGUGAGUUGAUGCAAUCCAUUUCGGCGUUUUAGGGUAAGCAGCUGUAUAGAGACACUGAGUUUAGUUGUCUUGACAUUAGGUUUAGUAGUUGUUUAGAGAGACAUAAAAGUGGUGUAGUAACUGUAUUUUCACGAAUCUGGACAUGUUUUUUGAGAAAGGUCGGUUUUUUAAUUUUGACUUUUUUACAUAAACAUUUUUAUGCAGGGCUUUAUCCGACCAAACAGUUCUUUUCUGCAAGUUCAUUUCAAAGUUUACCUCACUAGUACAUUUUUAUGAAGAUGCAAAGUGUUUUGUGGACGUAACAGUCUAUUGCUCACCUUUCUAGGCCAUUUACAUUAUAGAAAUCAGAUAACGAAAUCUGUGGCACCAAGGGUUCGAUUUCUUCUUCACCGAUUGUAAAUCUACUAAAAUUGUUUCCAUUAGAUAAUUGUAAUCCUAAUUCUUAAAUUUCGUGUUAACAAAACAUUAAAGUGAUAAACAAAGACAUGUUCACUUUCAAUCCUGGCACUAUAUUCUCAUAUAAAGGGCUUCUUAAUUAGACCAAGAUAUAUUUAGAACUUCUACUUAUCUUUUCUGAUAUGAGAGUAAGAUAACUCUAGGAGAAAAAGGAGAGAACUAAGGAGGGCUAAGAGAAUUCUGUAAUCCAGAUGUUGUCAAAUCUUUUAAUAUUAGUCAACAGCUUAUUCGAUCAAGUUACGAAAUAUGGAAAAAUAGUUUCCUUUUUCGUUAAGAUUAAAUGAGUAAAUAUUUUGCAGACGAAUCUUUAAAUUUUUUCUUGGAAACUAUUCAAACAAACAGUUCCAAAACUAACCAUGCUUAUCUCAUGCAUUCAAAAGAAUAUAUUUUCCUGCACACAAAUGACACGAACUUUACGAUUCCCCACCCACAAUAAUAUCACCAUUAAUAUAUAAUAAAGUACGAAUACCAAUAGUCUCCGAACUCCCUUCGCCUAAACUUGAUUAAAAUGCGGCAAAGAUGAAAAAUUGUAGUCGUAUUUAGUCAUAUGUCUCCCGGAGUAGUUAGAUUAGAUGUUGUGGAUGAGAGGUUAAUCUCGCCCCUUCUCUUACCAGCAAUCGAAUUAGAUUGUAGACCCAGUUAAGUUUCACGUAGACUUGUUACUCUUUAGAAUUCACUCUUCUUAUCCAAAAUACUUUCUCCGUCAAUUCUGUAUUAAUCUGUUACUCAUCAAUUUGAGACAAUUUUCGUAAGAAGUGCUUUUUAAAAGAUGUUUAUUUAAGAAGAGUGAUUCUGUGUUACUUUUAUAGUUUCUCUUAUUCUGCUAAAAUAAAGUUGCAUUAAAGUCAAAGCUGUUAAAAUAAAGGUGUCAAGAGCUCUAAAAAUGUCUGCGAUAGUGUUACGUCAUGUUGUUGUCUUAUCAAAGCCAGAAACAGCCAGAGUCAUGCUUUCUGGAACUGGUCAGUGACGUCUCGCUUGACGCUAUCGGCCAUUCUUACGGCUCUUCCUUCUACAUACAAACCAGCCUUCAACGACGCCUCUUGCUCAAAGAAACAUCUGUUCUUUAUUGAUCGAAUUCCUUCGUUUUCUAUAAUAAUUGUUCGGUUUUUAGGCAAAAUUAAAAAAUGUACGCGAUAUUCAAGCGAUCUUUUAAUCCAUUCUUUUUUGUGCGAUCCGAAACCACAUUUCAUGCUAGAUUACUGGAGUACAUUGAGUUGCGUCCUUAAGAAUGAAUGCAAAAGAGGUUACAUUAAGGCCAACCAAUGCCAAGCCUCGAGGUUUAUGGAACGACACACCAGUCAAUCCUUGUUACGUAGCUGUAAUAAUGGUGAUAUUUUUUUAGUUGAAGCCAGUUGAAACAGCAAUGGUCGAUCAGUUGCUUUCCGUUGUCUUAUAACCACUUAUUUAGACAAGAAUAAAUGGUUUGAAUAUAGGUUACCUUGAUCGUUUCAUGCGAUUGGUCAUAAAGCAUCUUAGAAGAACAAAAAGUGUAGCUUGUAACAAUGUGACGGCCUUCUUCCGACUUAAGGCCCAGCUCAUACAUCGAAUUAAUAGCUUUUCUAAUUAGAAUUAAAUGUGGUGUUUACUUGGUUAAAAAUUGAGUCUAGGCUCAAGCGUCGAUUUUAAUUCUGUGGAUAAUAAGUUUUGCUGCCGCUUCUCUUUUUGGCGGGAAAGUUAAUUCCACAAUUCAAAAUGGCGCCUUCCACACAAAUAAUCAAAGUUUAUAUCUUGAGCAUGCUAUCGUUCGCAUUGGCACCAAAGUAGUGUUGCCAAACAAUUUAACUGACCACAUUCUAGGAAAUUAGUUUCGAUUUAGUAUAAAUAUGAAUCAACACCGUUGUAUUCGAGUAACUGCAUCAAGAGUUGCAGUAGUUGAAAGAUUUUGACUGUAUGAUAUCGCUUGUGUCACGCUCGCUGUAGCAACUCACAACAUCCUGAAGGGUCUACAAAAGACAGGCUAACUGGAAUCUUCGCCAGGAUUUUUUGUUCAUUCUGUGGAGGAAUAGAAGAGACGCCUUGACUGCCUCUGCCAUUUCCUUACAGCUUUUCUGCCGCCAUAAUGCAUUUGCAUCGAUCCCUAAGAUCAAUUUUUUUAAUUAUUUGUUUUCUUCUCUUUUUAAUGCUGUUCCCGAUUGAGAAAAUUUAGACUUUGAGCCUCCAUGAUCGCUGAAAAUGCAUUUCUUGGUUUAAUCUUAACAAUUCAAUCAAUAGCUAUUACCAAUUGGAUGAUCUUGUCACGAGUAGAAAAUAGAUUUAAAAGAAUCAUACACCAUAGAAUGCAGCUUUUCCCUUCGUGUAAUAACCCAGACGCUGGUAAUCGACUCCAGUCCUGGAAUAUUAAAAGGAUAUCGGGAGGAUCUAGACCUCAUAAAAACCAACUGUGGUUUCUUAUAAGCCUACAAACCGUUAAGUACUUAUAAUUAAAUAGUAGAAAUUCUCGGUUAUUUUAUAAAAGUAACCAUGAAAUAAGGAAGUUGCAUUUUGGUGUGAUAAGCUAAGGUACCUCAUGGCUGGGAUUUAAUUAUCACCAAAACUGUUUUCUGCAAACCCCCCUUGCUAAUUAUGAAUGUGCGAGUGCAUAAUUUGUCCACUUCAAGUUAGAAGAGGGCAAAUAAAGUAUGAUAUCUUGUUGUGUCUGUCUUCCUUCGGGAAAACUGUAGGCCUUAGCCCCCAGAAAUACCUGAGUUUCCGUCACUUACGUUGAAAGUAUGUCUUAAGCUUUAACUCUCAUAACUGUUCCGAUAACUUUCGAUUAAUAUUUCAGCCAAGUUUAUGCCUGAAAUUAGCUUGAAUAUCCCCACUGUCUCUCUUUUAGAUGCUUUUUUAAAUUACCAAUUGCCCCUUGUGUAGA
Messenger RNA from Rhopilema esculentum, 8057 nucleotides. RefSeq lists its product as uncharacterized. NCBI's taxonomy places the organism in Eukaryota, Metazoa, Cnidaria, Scyphozoa, Rhizostomeae, Rhizostomatidae. Gene Ontology annotation, molecular function: DNA binding. The record is from RefSeq and is a predicted model, not a curated record.